AUGCUCAUCAUUGAGCAUGUGCUCUACACCCCGCUCAGCCCGCCUCGGACUCCUCUUGAAUCGGAUGGAAUCGAAUACAAUGACCUUGGAUGUAAGGCAUGGGUUUCGAGACAUACCAAUGUUUAUUAUAACCAACAGAGCAAACCCAGCCCUUCAAACUGUCUGUCUCUUCUCCUCACAAAUCAUCAAAUUUUGACCGAGACUCGGGUGAUCAUUGGACGCAUGAAGGUCGACUAUAUUCUUGACAUAUCAGUCAAGGAUGACUUGCUCCUCUUUCUGACAUGGCUGUCGGUACCAUGUCUCACAACCCACAUAUCGACCCUGUACGCGAAUGUGCGUCUUUUUGGUCACAUCAUCGAGAUGCGCACCAUCCGUAACCAACUCGGCGAUGGCGGCCGGCGAGGCUUCCACUGGUCCUUCUAUGCGGCAUUAGAGCGAUUCCUCCGCUAUGGUCCCGUGGGAGUAAAAAAGGGCAAAGAGGAAGCCGAGUCUUCUCAAUAUCCUCGAGACACGAAGGAAUUCGAGGACCGGGGAAUUCUGAUCGAUACACUUGUUCUCGACUUCCAGUCUGCGGAACUAGAACUUUUCUUCCCACCAGAAGAUGUCACAUACAAGCAUUGGUCGGGGCGGCAUUGGGGUCGUGAUCGGGGAGACCAGAGCGAGACCUCAGAGACAUUGUCAUCAUAUAAAACGCGCCCGGAGUGGCUCUGUGAAUAUCUGGAGACCUGGGUAAGCGGUCUUCUUUAUAUGGGUUAUCAUACUUCCGAAUUCGGGAAGCCUAUCUAUGAGCGUAUUGGGACGAUCCGGAUGCUUGUUGAUGGACAAUCAUAUGGUGAAUUUGAUCUUGCAGCUUGGUUAGCUCGCCUACGUUUUACCGAGUCUGGACUUUGGAAAUGGAAAAAAGAGACAUUGCUGAGAAGGGAGGCCCAAGGGUUUCCCGUGAUAUGGCCAUCGGAUGAUGAAUCAGGAUGA
This is a messenger RNA of Penicillium samsonianum, 972 nucleotides long. RefSeq lists its product as uncharacterized. The record is from RefSeq and is a predicted model, not a curated record. The transcript has a single exon. Lineage: Eukaryota; Fungi; Ascomycota; Eurotiomycetes; Eurotiales; Aspergillaceae. Bases 1 to 972 code for a protein of 323 amino acids.